This is a messenger RNA of Harmonia axyridis, 2940 nucleotides long. RefSeq names its product E3 ubiquitin-protein ligase RNF19A-like. The record is from RefSeq and is a predicted model, not a curated record. The coding region runs from base 517 to 2574 and encodes 685 amino acids. Gene Ontology annotation, molecular function: ubiquitin protein ligase activity; zinc ion binding; ubiquitin conjugating enzyme binding. Lineage: Eukaryota; Metazoa; Arthropoda; Insecta; Coleoptera; Coccinellidae. The transcript is spliced from 13 exons. Gene Ontology annotation, cellular component: ubiquitin ligase complex; cytoplasm. Gene Ontology annotation, biological process: protein polyubiquitination; ubiquitin-dependent protein catabolic process; positive regulation of proteasomal ubiquitin-dependent protein catabolic process.
AAAGCUGGCAAAUGAUCAGUUCGAAGUUUUCUGGAGUGUUAGUGUCAGUUCGCAUUUCGCUUUAUUAUUUGGUCGGAAGAGAUAGAUAGUUGUUUAUUUACUGUGAAUGGAUAAUUGACUUAAUUUUUCAAUUGAUCAGUAACGUGGACCACUAAUCCUUUAUAGUGAGAGCUUUUAUUAUAAUUCUAUCAAAUUUAAUUCUCGAUACGAUCAUGUGUUUAACGGUUUAAAUUUAAUAACAUUUGGUGGUAUCGGUAAACAUCUGUCUUUUCCUAACUUUCUUGAAGACUAGUGAUCGUUGCUUGUUUCCCAGACAGCAGUCUCACCAUUCUUGUGGCCAAGACAAGGCGUUAUCAUUUGAUAUCCCGAAUCGGAAAACCAUUGUUUGGAUUAUGACGAUUUGAGAGAGAAAACACUAUUCAGUAUAGUCUAGGAGAAAACGCCAUCCAUACCCAAUUCCUCGAGGCAUGCCCUCAUCAAUUGCAUUGGAAUAGAUAGGAAAUACACGAGAUAAUUAUGAAAAAUUCUUUGGAGAAAGAUGCGACGCCCUGCGUUGCGGGUCAGCGAAAAAAAAGAUUCCCAGGAAGGUGGUCAAUCCGCCAGCUCAUCUACUCCAGUCCCUUGUUGAACCGAAGACGUAAUCAAGGUAAUGGUUCAACCCCAAAACCUUCAAGAAGUCAUGAAAAAGAGGCGGAUAUUCGAUCGGGAAACUCAUCUAGAGAUGUCGAAUGUGGCCUUCCUCAUCCUGUGGAAAUUCAUCAGGCAGCUAGUAGAACUUCCGUGUUUACCGGUAGUACUAAAAGCGCUGACGUUCCACCUGCAUCCCUAGAAUGCCCGUUGUGUUUCGCGGAACUCGGCCCCGAGGAAUUCUUCGAGGUGGCAAGUUGCGGUCAUCGAGCCUGCCUGCAAUGCAUGAAGCAAUAUCUGAGGGUGGAGAUUUCCGAAUCACGUGUUAUCAUCACCUGUCACGAAUGCCCGGAACCCAUUCAUCCGAACGAAAUCAAAUUCAUCCUCGACGACCCUGCCAUGAUGGACAAAUAUGAAGACUUUAUGGUUAGAAGAGUAUUAGCAGUUGAACCAGAUACAAGAUGGUGUCCUGCUCCGGACUGCGGAUUCGCUGUAAUAGCAAGUGAAUGCGCUAGUUGUCCAAAACUAAGAUGUGAGCGACCAGGAUGUGAUUCGUUUUUCUGUUAUCACUGUAAGGCUGAAUGGCAUCCCAAUCAGACAUGUGAUGCUGCGCGUGCUCAGAGAUCUCCCAAUGUCGUUAGGUCUUCGUCAAUUGCAUAUAGUACAGACUCUCAAUAUAAAGAAGAUAUAAAGCCCUGUCCGAGAUGUGAAGUAUUAAUCGUUAAAAUGGACGAUGGUUCGUGCAAUCAUAUGAUGUGUGCUGUCUGUGGUGCAGAAUUUUGUUGGCUGUGCAUGAAGGAAAUUAGUGAUUUGCAUUAUUUGAGUCCCUCAGGAUGCACAUUUUGGGGUAAAAAGCCAUGGUCUAGAAAGAAGAAAAUUUUAUGGCAGCUGGGUACUUUAGUAGGAGCACCUGUUGGUAUAGCUUUAGUCGCCGGUAUUACAGUACCAGCCAUGAUUAUAGGUAUUCCUGUUUGGAUUGGCAGAAAAAUAUACACUAGGUAUCAGACGGCCAACAAACAUAAAAGAAAUGCUGCCAUUGUAGGAGGAGUAUUAGCUGCGGUUGUAAUAUCUCCGAUACUUGCCGGCUUAGCUGUAGGAAUAGGUGUACCAAUUCUUCUCUUCUACGUCUACGGGGUAGUUCCAGUUUCGCUGUGCCGUUCCGGUGGAUGCGGAGGAGGAUCGACAACAGACGACAAUGACGUCAUAGACUGCAACAGAAUUGACAGAAACUCCAUCGACGCCGUGAGUGUAAACACGAAAAUCAACCCAUCGAUAGGAGAGGCCAGCUUAUCCUUGGCUAGCGAUAGUCACGUCCUACGGGAAGCAGAUCGGGAAUCCGCCAGUACAGUUGCCCUGGCCGGAAGCAUGGCUGGACAUCGUUUGGAGGUGCAAGCCGAUCUGAACUCGACGCAGAGAUAUAGUAUCACCAGUUUAUCAGCCGAAUCUGGCAACGCAAGUUUCGAUGAAACUGGAGCUUCGAUGAGAGCUUUAGCCGGAUCCAUUUUCAAUUAUAAGGGAAAUGGAAGUGAUUCAUGCAGUUAUAAUACCAACGAAGAUGGUGCAUCAGAAAGAGUAAGAUUUGAUGAUAAUGUGAGUUACAAGGCGUCUCAAGCUGAGAAAGUCAGCAUUGGAAGCAGUUGCAGUUAUCUAUCAAAAUCCAAGAAUGUUUUGAGACACGAUCGUUUGCAUGAUACAGUUAGUAAUGAUAGUAUCUACAUAGACAUAACCCCAACGGAGGAAAACCCAGCUAGGAAAUUCGUUUCACAAACUGCGUUCCUGAGGAGUCAAUUUUUUCACAGUAGCAUAAACGAACAAAAACCAAUCACAAAAAGCAUGGAGGAAAGAACCAUUAUUGAGGUAUCCAACGAAACUCUCGAUAAACCAUCCUGUUCAGGAUCUCUGAAUUCACUAAAUUCCAAGUCCACCCACGAAACAACUGAACUAUGAGUUACCUUGUAAAUUUAAUUUUACCAAGACUGAUGUCCAUAAUAAAUAUUAAAUAAUUUAUUUUAUAUCAAAUUUAGCUUAGAGUCGAAAAUUUCCGAUUUGUGAAUAUUUGUGAGUUCAAUGUUGGUUCUACUUUUGUAUUUUAAUGAUAGAAGAACUUGUUUUGUAAAUGGUGAAUUCUCAAACACCAAAAAUCUUUUAGUUUUUUAUAUCUAGCUUUUAAAACGAUGUUAAUUCUCGAAUUCAUUUGGACUGGAAAUGAAAAGAUAAUAUUUAAUUGAGUGGAAUUUUCUGUAUUUCUUGGAAAUUAUAUUUAUUUGUUGGAAUGUAUGUAUUGCGAUUAAAAUAAAAAAUUGUCCUUGUAAA